This is a messenger RNA of Actinia tenebrosa (Australian red waratah sea anemone), 439 nucleotides long. RefSeq lists its product as uncharacterized. The record is from RefSeq and is a predicted model, not a curated record. NCBI's taxonomy places the organism in Eukaryota, Metazoa, Cnidaria, Anthozoa, Actiniaria, Actiniidae.
UUCAGAGAGAGUCGACGAGUGUGAAUAUUUUUUGACUAAAAAUCCUUCUUUUAUCUCUCAAUUAUGGAUUUUUAUGGGCGCAUACAGCAUUCUCAAGGACUGCAGCAUCUGUUCAAUGAAGAGUUCCACUUCACCCCAUCCAAAGCUACCAAGAGGAUUCGUUUCAAGCUUGCCUGGCGUAAGACAGGGCCUAGAUACUGUCAGGUUGUCUGGGAAACGGAACUGUGCGCACGAAAUAAGGAAAACUAUGACAACGUCAUCUUUACCGAUGAGAGCAGCAUCUGUCUUGAGCGCCACAGGCAAAUAUGCUUUAGCAAGAGAGGAAUGCCGCCUAAGUUAAAGCCCAAGGCCAAACACCCUUAUUAAGUUCAUGUUUGGGCUGGGAUAUCAAAGGAAGGGGAUACCAAGAUGGUUAUCUUCACCGGGAUCAUGAAGUCAG